AUGUCAAGCUUCGAGGCCUUGUGGCCAUCUCCGCCCAAGCGCGCAGUGCCACGUCGCCGCAGUCGCAGCCGAUGCGCCGCUUUCAGUCGCGCUCUGUUCCCUCGCGUCAUGGAGUUUAAGGUCAUUAGUCGCGAGAGCAACAAGCACGAGCUCAUGCCGGUCGUGUACCUCAUUGCCCGCUCUUCUGCCUGGCGCCGUCGCGUGCCGUCCAUCGUGGAGCGCGCGAUCGUAGAGGACUAUGUCGCACCUCUUGUGGCCGAGCUCCCAGCUGCUGCUGCUGCUUCUGACGCGUCGGACGUGGCGCGUAUCCUGUCAAUUGUACGUGAAAACGUGGAGCUGCGGGCUGUCUUUCGUACGAAACAGCCGCUCGACGACGUCACGACGGACGAGAGAGACUACAAGAUGGGCGUGCUGGUGGACUUUGCUCGGACGUCGGGGAAUCCAGGCAAAGCAGCGCUUAACCGCGUCGUGUUCCAGGUUGCUACGGCUUUACGCUCUGCUGCUCAUGGCAGUGCACUUGUUGUGCCGGUGGCCAUGCACUACUGCUCGGCUGCUAGCUUGGUAAAUGUGCGGCGAUACGCAGGGAUUCGUUAUGGAGCGCCCGUGCUCUUGGACGAGCGCGAAGUUGCAGUUUUCGGAGAAGAUCCCACGGAAUUCACACAGCAUUUCAGUGCCAGAUUGCGUGCGUCAUUGACGAUGCCGCCGCCUUCAUCGGUUGCACAGAUUGAGAUGCUGCGGUUGACGCGCACACUGCACGUGCACUGUGCUAAGGUUGUACGAGACGAUUGUUUCUUUCGACGACAGCGCGCCUCGAUGAACGAGGAAAUCAUGCAGAUCCACUUUCGUACGUCCACUCAUCCAGCAAUGCAUGAGCUGAAACGUAGCAUGAUGGCGUAUUGCGCGACGCUUAAGCACUGGCAGCUUCGCGAUGAGGAUAUCAAUUGCGCUAGUGUGCUGCUGGCCGUGGACAAUUUGCCGAAGCAUCCGCUACAUUUUGUGUGGCUUCUUGCUGCUGCGCUACGCUUUGUUUUUCAAUUACCAGGUCGUCUCCUCUUGGCGAGCGUGUGUGAUCUCAUUUAUGGUUUUCCUCCAAGCAAGUCCCACGUUCGAUCUCUGCCUCUAGUCGCAGCAGCGGUGAAGGCGUCUCUAGGCUGCUUGGUGCUUGGUGUACUCGUCCAUGCGGUACCUUCUAGCUUACUGGGGUGGCUGGUUUUGUUGACACUGGUGGCAGUGCUGGUAGUGGAUGCAGCCACUAUACACAAUGUGGCAGCAGAUGUGCAGCCCCUGAUGCAACACUGGAAGAAGCCUCAGUUCUAUGUAAUGGGUGCCGGUGAGUUGGCGCGACUGAAGGAGACACGGGCCGUGCUGGCUCGCAGUAUUCAUGACAUUGUCGCACGGUAUGUGUGCACGGACCUUCCGCCUCCAGUUUUGCAGGAUGUGUCCAAGGCUGCUGCGUCGUCAACGACUUCUGUACUGGACACGGACGUGUACUCACUCAACGUGCACCACAGAAUAUUCAUCAACGCACCGCGGUCGUUUCCACUCGCAUUCGCCGCAAUGAUGAAGGAUCCCGAAAAGGCUCGUCGAACGAUUUACGCGCCAAAGAUGCUGCGUGACGAGGCUUGGCGCAACAUAUACGAGACCCUAGCGCCCGCAGAUCUACGAUUUCGUGCGCUGCUUGCUGAUAACAAGGGUGACAACCUUCCGAUGGAUAAACUGCUGUCGACGCCGUUCUUCAGCGCAGUGCUGUCCGCUUAUAUCCUCUACAAGACACGCUGUGUGGACGACAGCAGCUCUACAUCGAGCUCUAGUGGCGAUGAUACUGCUCAUCUCAUGACUGAAGAGAUGAAGCAGGACCAGGCUCGAGUCUACGGCGAGCAUGAACAGGGUGGAAGCCAGCAAGAUCUUGGGGGCUACGAUUCCAUUCAGGGAAUCAUUGAUGCAGCACUUCAGAUGGCACAAGACGAAGAGGGACUCACCGAGUAA
Peronospora matthiolae is the source of this 1986-nucleotide messenger RNA. Lineage: Eukaryota; Oomycota; Peronosporomycetes; Peronosporales; Peronosporaceae. The record is from the annotation of a GenBank genome assembly.